CUUUCUAACCUAUUGCUCGGAUAGUCACCGGUGAAAAUGUAUCGACUGUUAGUAUUACUGGCCCUUGGGUCGACCUAUGGAGCUUUGUUAGAUGGUGACAUAGAUAUAGCUGACGGUGUGAAGUUAGUUAGUAUACCAGUGUCUAACAGUUUGGAGGAUGAGGGACGAGGGUUUGGUGAUUCGCCGUUGUUUCGGAUCGCGAAGUUCCUGUCAGGGCAUGAGUUGAGAGUGAAGUUGCCGAAUUUGGUUGAAAAGGAGAAGAUCAGCAAGAUUGUCGAAGAGUCGCUGAGGACUGUUGAUGAAACUUACAAUAGUGCAGGAACCGGUAGAAGGAAAGGCGGCGGCGGUGGCGGUUCGAUUGCCCUCCUUGGCAUGAUGAUGGCCAAGACCCUCGGCGCGGUGGGGCUUGGUGGUGUGGCCCUCUUGACCAUGAAGGCCCUAGCGGCUUCAGCCCUCGCCCUGAUGCUCUCAGCAAUCAUCGGAGUCAAGAAACUGACUUCUCACGACGACCAUGAAGAUCACCAAGUCAUCUACGCUGGACACCACGGACACCAUAGGAGAAAACGAGAAACUCCUCUCCCAUACAGAGGAUGGUUGAAGCAUUGAAGAGCAUACAGCGAUAGAGUAGCCUACAACCAGUAGUACCAGUAUGGCUAUACUCCCUGCUUCACGCUGAAAGUACCACUCACCCGCUCCCAGUUAUCGCCUGUCAAAGAACGCGACCAGUCGACCUGUCUUAUCUCACUCAUUUAAGCAUAGCGUUUACCUACACGAGCUUGGA
Molecule: messenger RNA, 781 nt
Organism: Leguminivora glycinivorella
Lineage: Eukaryota; Metazoa; Arthropoda; Insecta; Lepidoptera; Tortricidae
Exons: 3
Coding region: 37-606 (189 amino acids)
Source: RefSeq, a predicted model, not a curated record